CUGAACUGAAAAUUACCCCCAAAAGUGAGGUUAUGUUAACGUCAAAAACAAUGCUACACAAACGUCAUUCAACAUUAUUCAUUUCACUCAUUGCAUCUUUGCUAAAAUAGGUUUUGAAAAAUUUUCUUUCAUGAUUUAAGUUUGUUUACGAGUUUUGUUCUUUUAAUGUAUGUUUGGAUGUGCUGUAAUAUAAAAUGUCUGAUGAAAUUGAAAUUGAAGAACAUGAUUUACUGGAUGAUCCCACCGUCAGAAACAUAUUUCCUGAUAUAUCAAGGUUAAAACAGGAAAUUUUGGGCUAUGACUAUGUUGAAGCUCCAGAUUUUGGGAAUACUGAAACAACAAGCUCUCAAUUGGAUUCUUAUGAUGGCAACUUAAGCAGUACAGAGAAUUCCGCAGACAUAGUGGAAUCAAAAAUAAUCUUACCAGGUAAUAUUGAACAUAACUCCCCAAAUGAUGGACCACAUAAUGGCUUCAUAAGAAGAGAUAAAGGUAUUAAAAUUAAAAUAUGUAACAAUAAAAUUAUAUUAGGUUCAAAACCUGUUAAUUCUGAUGAUAGUAAUGUUGAACAUUUUGAGAAGAAUGUAAAACCAUAUUGUGCAGUAGUGGUCUUAGAAGAUUUUGGGAUAUAUUUGAAUAGUAGUGCUAGAUAUUGUCAACAUUGUCAGAUUCUGUUUCCAACAAAUUCAGAUUAUAAUCACCAUGUGGAAGAUAUUCACAAAGAAUUGGUUAAUACUACUGAUAGUGUUGAUGACAAAAUUAUAGUAAGAACGGAAUUCAGUGAUGAAAAUAAAGAAAUUGAAGCCAAUGAAUCUAAACAUGUGCAAAAGAAAAAUGAGAAAAUCGUUAAGUUUGGAAUCAAUGGAGAAGCUAUUUGCCUUAUUUGUAAUGCACAAUUGGCGUACAGAAGAAAUAUGGGUACCCAUUUGUUUCAAGUUCAUAAAAUAAGCAAAGAAAAAAUAAAGGAAGUAAUGAGAAAGAAGAAUUCAGAACCCCAUACAAAGGGAGAGCUUACAUCAACUGUAAAACGUAAUGAGUGUUUUCAUUGUAAGAAAUCAUUUAGAACUCAAAAUUUACUUAUUGAACAUAUUUAUAGCAUUCUUCAAAAUCCAAAAAAUGGUUCUGAUAGGUAUGCUAACAAGAUUCUUAUAGGAAAUAAAACUAACAAUAGUGAACUAAAUAGCUCUGUUACACCAGAAAACAGAAAUUUGGGUCUGAUGGAUAUGCCAAACAAAAAUAUACAGAAUACUAACUUUGAAAACAAUUCCACAACAGAACAUGUGAUGAGAUUUUUUAAGUGCCGUUUUUGCUUAUUAUAUUUUAAGACAACAAAAUAUUUUUUUCGACAUAUGCGAAUUAAGCAUAAAAUGGUUAACAAUUUUCAAAUAGCUAAGGUUUCUUUUGAUCCAAAAUGUAAAUACUGCCCUAAAGUAAAUGAUCAAGUGGACAUAUACAAUGCGCAUCUCCGUAAAAACCAUCCUAAACAAGUACAGGAAGCUAUUGAAAAAUCUCGAAAGUUGUUAGUUAACAGUAAUAAAGGGAAAAUAAAUAUUGUUUCAAAAGAAAUUUCACAAAAUGCGUUUUAUAGAUGUGAUUUUUGCUGUUUAUAUUUCAACAAUUUAACAUUUUUUAUGCGUCAUGUGACAAUCAAACAUAAAGUGAUGAAAAUGCCCAAACCAAAGAAAGUGGCAUUUGAGCCGAAAUGUAAGUAUUGUCCUGGAACAUACACCAAUGCCAGACGUUAUAAUAUGCAUCUACGUAAAAGCCAUUAUAUAAAAUGCAAUCAAGUAGUGGACAAAUCACAAUUGACGACUUCUGUUGCGAGAGAAAGCAACCUGGUGGAUAAUACUAGUAAUAUACAAAAUGUAAAAAAACAAGUUUAUAGAUGUAAACUUUGUCCACUUUAUUUUAAAACUACAAACUGGUUCAUUCGACAUUUAAAUAAUAAACAUAAAGUUAAAACUAUACCUGUAAUGGCAACAGAAACUUUUAACCCAAAAUGUAAGUAUUGUCCUAGAUUAUUAGACACCGUCACUAAGUACAAUGAUCAUUUAACUAAAUGUCACUCUGCAUUGUUAAGUAAACUUAUAGUGAGAUCUGAAUCAGCAAAAGUUAUAAAAAAAAUAAAAGUUAACAUGAAACCGAAAUUUCCCAAACUUAAUUCUAAUAAAGGAGAAACAAGUACAGAUUUUGCCAGACAGUCUCAAAAAAAAUUUGAACACAAAGCUAAAAUUAAAAGACUUAAUACGCAAUGUCAAAAAACCAUAAAUGGAUAUACAUGCAAAUUUUGUCCUAUAUUCUUCAAGAGCAUGAAAUUUUAUGGUAAGCAUGUGAAAACUAGACACAAACUUGACACAGUACCAAAACUAAAAAUGGUAACAUUUGAUCUGAAAUGUAAAUUGUGUUCUGUGGUUUUAUCAAAUAUCAAAAUUUAUAAUCGACAUGUAUAUAAUGUUCACUAUACAGAAAUAGCAAGAAAACCCAAUUUAGAAAAGAAAGACUCAAGACAAAAUAUGGAAACAACUAAAACAGCACUAGAAACGAAAGAAAAAAGAUUUUAUAGAUGUUGUUAUUGCUCUUAUUAUUUCAAUAAUAUUGGUAUAUAUAAAUCUCAUGUUGUAAGGAAACAUAAAGUACAAUUGCCUAAUGAUGCACAAAGAAUUGAAUUUGAUCCACAUUGCAAGUAUUGUCCUUUAGAAGCUGCCAACGAAAUAGCCUACAAUAAACAUCUAGGCAAUUGCCAUAAAAACAGGGUAAAUGAAGUUUUUACAGGGCGUUCAAAACAGAAGAUUAACCUAAAUAAGGCCUGCGUUUCAAAAAAUACUUCGACAUCGUCUGUUUCUACAUCAUUGCAAGAAUCUCGUAAGCCUAUGGAUGAUAAUAUGGUUAGUUCAAACAUAACUCCCAUAUUAAAAUCUGCACUCUUUAAAUGUAAUAAGUGCGAUAUUCACUUUUUGUCUGUUAAAACAGCUUCAGACCACUUAAAUCACAUGGAAUUGUUGGUUAAUUGGAAAUGUUCACUUUGCAGCAGAAUUUUCAAAGACAAUGAUAAGGGGCUGCAUGAAAAACAACAUUUGUUAUCUGAUGUAUUUACUGUAUAUGACCUGAACACAACUUCACACAUUUUGUAUAAAUGUUCUAAAUGUAAUUUGCAUUAUGAUGAAAGUGUUGACAAUCACCACAAACAAUGUAUCUUGAAAAUACCAGAGUCAUAUACUUGUGAAAUAUGUAAAAUAUUAAUUGACUGUAAUUCUAAAAUUUGUCACGAAUACAAUCAUAAGCAUAGAGAUUUAACAUCGAAUGAUUUUAUAGUCAUCGAAACUGAUGUGCUAUUUGAUACAGAUAACAUGUUUAUUUCUGAUAAAAACAAUGCAUUGAUAGUUGAUACAGAGGGCAAUUUGAUAGAUGAAAGCCAACAUCAUAACAAACAGAUAAACAACUUAAAAAGAAAAAAUAAAAAUGUCGAAAAUUCUGAGGUUAAAAUUCAACCCAAGAAAGUAAAAAGAAAUGAUGCUGAAUGUUCUAAAAAUAAUUUGGAGGAUAUUGUUUAUAAAGAAAAAUAUUCUAAUUCGGUUACUAAAAAUCAGCAGAAAAUGGACAAAAUGUUACUAAAACUUUCGUUUUGUACUACUUGUAAGAGUUUUGUUAGUGUUAUUGGACGAAAGCGAAAAGAACAUGCCCAAGGACUUUGUGCAAAUCUUCCAACGCUAGUUUGUAAAACUUGCGGCCUAAGGUUCAGUUGGAAAACUUUAAGGACUCAUGAACAAGUCCAUCUUAGAGUAAAAAAAUUGGAAUUGCAAAGUUUUAAAUUUUAUGCUUUUAAUAGUGGUAAACGAACCAUGCCCCCUAUGCCAGAAUACGAAAAAUGUGGAAUAUGUGAAACAAACUUUAUAUCAAAAAGUACUUUGGGGCAACAUGUGUGUAGCGAUAACAAAUAUAAAUUGUGUGAAAUUUGUAACAUCAAACUGUUUACACCGAUAUUUAAUUUACACAUGGCAUUUCACAAAUAUAAAAUUGAUGGUGCAACUUCGAGUUCUGCCUCAAAUAAUGCAGUAAUAUGUGCUAAACCAGAAGAGAUACAAAAGGCUAAUGAAACUGUUUUAUUGCUUUUAUAUUGUUGUAAAGUUUGCAAUAUAUACAUGGACACAUACGACCGGUUGAUAGAACAUUGUCAUAAACAUAGUCUUGACUCUUUACCAAAAUAUAUGGAAGAAUGUAAAGUGUGCAAGUUGAAAUUUGAUGACAAUUCAUUGAAAACUCAUAGAAAAUUACACGAAACGUUAGGAUCUCCUACAUUUGACAAACUCUUUUUUGACCCAUUUUAUUUUAGAUUUGAGAACAAGAUUUGGUUAAACCAUGUUUUUGGGUCAUAUCCUAAAAUGAAGGUACAAGAUGUUAUACUAAGUUCUCGCUACCGAAACGAGCAUAGGUUUGUACUGCAUAUUGUGCAAGAAGGACGCUUUGAUUUAACGUUAUAUAAAUGUGAUAAGUGCAACCUAUAUGUUGAGCCAGAUAUUAUUUAUCAUCAUAUAGAAAAUUCCUGUUCAAAUUUACGCAAAUAUCCAUGUCCUGUUUGUCACCUGGAUUUCAUUUCAUCAUUUUCACUUACGAGACACAAAAGAACUCAUGAAGAUCCUAAAAUUACUCUAAAAUCUUAUAGGAUAAUAUCAUUUAAUAAGCAGGAAGAUGCUGAUCUUAAUGCAGUCAUUUUCAGCCCACCAAAAUUGUAUGUUAUAUAUCAGUGUAGACAUUGCAACGGUGUAAUUGAUAGUAUACACCGAAUGUCUCAUGUUUGUGACAGAAAUACUUUGAAAUCAUGUACAGAUUGUGGACUUUUGAUUACAGAGGAUGUAUAUGAACGUCAUGUUUCUAAACAUAAGACUCUAGACAGUUAUAUCGCUGAAAAUAUGAAAGUAAUUUUAUUUGGGCCAUUCGAAUUACACGAGAAAAAACUUAACUCUAUGCCAACAACUAAUUUCAGAGGUAAAAUACAUGACUACUCGUUCUACAAAUGUCGAGAUUGCCAUAUAUGCGUGAAACAUAAGAAAUCAACCACAACUCAUACGUGUUGUUUUAAGAGUUCACGUGUGUCAUGCUCCAAAUGUGGUCUAUAUUUUAACUCGGAUAAACUUGUAUCUCACACUAAAAGCCAUUCGAUUGAUCCUGAUUUCAUUUUAGAAAAUAUGAACAUUAUUGAAUUUUGUCCUACUAUACAUAAACCCAAAGACGAUGAAUUAACAGGAAUCGGUAUUAUAAAUGAUAAAGAAUGUUCUGAUGAAAUUGGACGUGUCGAUGUAAAUGGUACCAGUCAAGAAUCAAAUGUUUCGCAACAAAAUAUCGUACCUGAUACAACAGAAGCAACUAAUGAAGUAGAAAAGGUCACAGACAUUUAUAAAUGUAGCUGUGGUCUUCAUUUCAUAGACGAAUCUUCUGUUUUGGAACAUUUUACUCAAUGUGGAUCUAAGGCAAAGCAAGCGAAGCAAAAUUGUUCCAAAUGUGGCCUUUUGUUCACACCUACUGUUUUAUUCAAACAUUUGCUAUCUCAUCAUGGUGAUAAGCUAAUAAAAUAUAAAUUCAAUGUAAUUGAAAAAUCUAAAACAUAAGAAAGGACAUACUUUAUGUGGCUAAAAAAUACACAGUGAUUGUAAAUAUUAAUUAGUUUUAAGUUAUAUUAGCGUAUUUGUAAGCUUUAAAGUUUUCACUAUGAAAUAAAGGCUUAACUUAUCAUGUUCACUUAUCACAGUGAUAUUUACUGCAUUUUCUACAUUGAAAAUUUAAGAAACUAUAAAAAUAACGAUCACCCGUAUUUUUUAGAGUCGUGCAACAAAAUUUGUUUGUUGUACUUUCUAUAAAAUACGUGGCCCCUUUGUUCUAAUACUUAUGCAUUAAUGUCUUGAGAAUGCAUUGUAUUGCGAUGCUGAAUGUUUUACAACAGUGGCGUCCUCACUGUUUUUACAACAAACUUUCAUGUCAAGCAGCACCUCGCGAUUUAAUCCCUUGGUGAUUUCAGGAUAAAAGUGAGACAACAAACUUUGUUGUAUUUUAUCGAAUUCUGUCCUUGAGAUUUCGUUUGAUUGGCUCAUCAUUCUCAAUGACUCGCAUACAUUCUUUCUCAUUUAGGAUACUUAUUACUAUUAUUAUUAAUGGUGCUAAGUGUUAACCAAGUGGACCUUACUAGUUUUUUAAUAUACUUUGUUGAUGUAUAUAGAUAGAUAGAUAUAAAAUGCAAUGUACCUACAUCAGAUUUUACAGUUUUCGAUAAUAUUUUAAAGUACCUUAACAGGAUAGCAAUAAGAAGAAUUCGUUUAUUUAAGAAUUUAUUAUUAAGAAAUACAUUGAUGAUAAUGAUAAACAUCCGAUAUAUAAAACAAUCUGACAAAUAUGUUUUUUUUUCAUAUACCUCUAAUAAAUCAAAGAUGCAUCUUGUGUGAUGGUAACACUAACACAAAUGGUAUCAAUGUUUGGGACAAAGACAAAGAAAACUAAAGAUCAUAGAAUAGAACUUUUCCCUACAACUUCCUAUCACAAACAAAGCGGCCUGACUGCGCCUUGUAAAACUGUGGCACAUGGUGAAAGUUAAAUAUUUAUAUAUUAGCACUCUGUCCCUUUUUCUUUUCAUGCAUUUAUAUAUAUUCUUUUCAUGUAUGAGCGAAACGAAAGAUUUACAAAGUCUCUCAGUAAUCUAACAUAAUAAGGCCGUGUGCCAAACCUCGCGCAUGUGCACUUCAAGCGGUUUUGAAAAAUAGUAUGAGCAGCGGCACAAGACGCUGGCGCAUGUGGCACGUGCGGCGGACGGCGGGUACACGGAACGGGUGUAAUAAUAUAUUAAUAUCAAAAUCCUUUUGACAAAUAACAAAAAGUAAGUAAAUAACCCAUCGACGGCACAACUAUACACACUUGUCACUAAUUGUACUAGUGGUAAUGAGGCGGACAAACGCUGUGGUUUGGCGCACGGCCUUAUAAUGUAUGUCGUAAAUUCGUGUCGCGUAGUUCGUGUCGUGAUUUUUUUAUAAUAUUCUCUUUCUCUAUCUUUGAAGUAUUCUCUUUAUCUUUGAAGAGGUCACAGAUGUUCUUAUUAUAUGUGGAAGUGGUAAGGCGGUCUGUCAUAAUUCUCAUAUUUCUAGGACAAACAAUGGUUUUAAACCCGCGUAUCAGAGGUUAAAUAUAUAAUUUUUUAGUUCAUUUUCCAGAUAGAUAUUUUGAUGUCCAUACGAUUUCGCUCGCUACUAGUAAUUAGUUCUAGCCCCACUGAAACGUUUUCUCAUUUACUUAUUUCUAAAUGCAUAAUUUGUAAGUUUGAAUUGUUAAUUUUUCAAGUGAUCCUAGUUAUAUCAUAUAAUUAAAGCAAUGAGUUGACUAUGUAAUCUCACAUACUUGAUAAUAAAUAAUUGUUUAGUA
Molecule: messenger RNA, 7395 nt
Organism: Plodia interpunctella (Indianmeal moth)
Lineage: Eukaryota; Metazoa; Arthropoda; Insecta; Lepidoptera; Pyralidae
Exons: 3
Coding region: 195-5600 (1801 amino acids)
Biological process (GO): regulation of transcription by RNA polymerase II
Cellular component (GO): chromosome
Molecular function (GO): chromatin insulator sequence binding
Source: RefSeq, a predicted model, not a curated record